AGCGCGGCCGCGUGCUAUCCGCUCACUCAUCAUGUGCACACAAAAGAAUCUAAAUCAUAAACAAAACAUUACUAGUGCUCAUUCAAAUUAAUACAACCCUAUACGAUGUGACCCAUUCAAACUAAAAACCCGUUUUUAUUAUUUUUGAAACCGCGAUCCAAUUUUCUUACACUUUAUUCUCAUGACACUAUGGCGAGAUGCAUUGAAAGAUAGUGAAACCGGUAAAUCGUGUUGUGAAAAGUUGUGUGGUGUGCAAAUUCGGUUGUCCUAAUCCGGUUGUUAUCGAUUUUUGACGUCACUAACCCCGAACAGCUGUUUUAGGGAUGCGGAAGCGGUCAUUCAACGGCCAGUGUUUUCCUGUAUAAUUUGUAAAUUCUUUUUUUAAUUUUGUCGCGGUGAGAUGAGAAUCGACUGAAAUUACUCAAUACCUGUACAAUUUUUAAAGUACCCACGUUUAAGGAAUAAAAUUACGACGGGUGAACAACAUUGAUCGCUGCAACGAUUGAAAAGUGCAUUUACUUAUAAAGUGUAGUGCAGUGCGUUAAAACUUGUGUUUUAAAUCAAGAAUCAAAAAUAAUUAUAGUGAACCUGUGUAUUAUUAUCGUGCUAGGAGCAUCAAGCGCCUAGGCACAGUGUUUUUGGUCAAAAUUCAGUGCAAAACGGAUUCAUUUGGAUUGGAUUUGCGCCGAGGAUUUAGACUGGGAGGUGAUAGAAAGGUGGUGACGUGUUGCCCGGGAGGCGAUGCAGGGCGGGGCGGCGGGGGGCGCCCGCUCCCGCCCGCCCUCUGACCUCCAGCAAGGUGUGGCCCGCUUCCCCCUCUAUUCGCUGUUCCCGCAAGGAGCGAACCGACCCACAAUACAUAAAGUAACGGAGAGUUUGUUCUCCACGUCUCUGUCGACGUUCGGCGUGCCGACGCCGCCGCCGAACUCGCCCUACUCGCCGCUGCAGCUUGAGUUUGUCAACUGUCAGCAGCGGGUUUUGCUUGCAGACAAGGACUCAAAUAAAAUGGAUGACGGGAAGCUAGGCAAGUGCAUGCCUGAGCUGUGCUGCCCCGGCGACCGGCCCAUGAUCGAGGGUCUCAACGUGAUGCAGCCCCUCACUAUCAAGACGGAGCAAGCUAAACGCUCUUGCAAUACCUGUCUCACCAACUCACCCAAAAAGGUGAUGCACACAGACAGCGGUUGUAGCCGCACCAACCCAGUGACGUGGCUGGGAGUAGGUGCACCUGGCGUGCAGGUGGCGGUCAAGCGCGAGCCGCCGCCGCUGCACGUGUCCGAGCUGGUGGCUGUCAAGCUUGAACAGGCGUCACCAGGACAUAAGGACCCCCCCAUGCCGCCUAUACCGCCCUCGCUCAACAACGGUUCCAUUCCCGUUGGGAUCGCGGUGGCGCGGCAGAGAGUCGGCGACGCCGGCCUGCUGGCUGCGCUGUCGCAGCAGAAAGACAACCAGCAACGAUUACAUGACAUCGAGCAGGCGGCCAUGGCGGUCGGCGUCGCCAACGUGGUGUGCGACGAGCGGCCCGCCCUGUGGCCCGCCCCGCCCGCCCCGCCCGCGCCCCUCUGGCAGUACCCCGCUCAAGUGUCCAUGGAGAGCAUGAUGGUCGGCGGCGUCGGCGUCGGCGGCGUAGGCUCUGUCGGCGGCGGCGUGCCUUCCGUCGGCGGCUUCCAGCUCGUGCGAGAGCCGACUUCAGGAGCGCUACUGCUGCUUCCGACGCCGCCCGAUCUACAACACGCCGUCGUCUGGGGCGGCGUGCCCUACCCCUCCGCGCCCCUCAUCCUCCCCCCUGCCCCCCACCCUCCACACCACCUCCAGCUCCUCUCCGGGGACCUCCUAGCCUCCACAGCCACACUACAACACACUCACACGCACUCCACCCGACUUGUCACACUAGCACCCGCUCCAGCCCCUCAACCACACCCCACUCAUACAGCUGACAAAAGAAAACCCAUCAUCCAACCCCUCAUAACCCCUCACGCGCUAAUAAAGAUCGAACCAGAACCGCCCCAGGAGAAACCUCAACCCACCUUCGCCCCGGAACCGGUCCAACCGCCGAUGAUGGCGACGCAUUUGUAUUACCAGCCGGAGUUCCCGGAACAAGCUUGCAGGUACCAGGCGCCUUCCCCGGCGGCCCCCCCGACGCCUCCGCCCGAAGCUAACGAAGCCCCCGCCCAGAAAGACGCAUCGAAUCAAACUGACCACAUCGAUGAGGAUGACGAAUCUCCCAAUCAUGCCGACGAGGACGAAAGAGACGUCGCGUGCGUCGGCGUUGCUCACUUCCCCGAAGACAAUUGUGUGCAAACGCAAACUAUUUUACAGCCUUCCUCAAUUGACAGCGCUGAGGAAUCCUCCUCCGAAGGCAUGGCAACUUCUGCCGUGGUGGGAGCGGUCGAGAAGGCAAUAGACGCGAUCGAGAGAGACGAGGCGAUGGACAAUUCCAGCAGCGGAGGAUCUCAUGAUCUGGUCAUAGACACGGCUAACACUUCGCCUAUACAGCACCCCCCGCCGGCCCCUCGGCCGCCUGUCGAUGUCAGUGGACUAGAACUACUGUCAAACAGCAUUGAACAGUUCGAGAGAACAACGCCUGGCACCAGCAUGCCCACGUUAGAUCCCACACCAUUAACAAUUGACACGAGAACAUCGACAAAAUUAACAUUGUUGAAUUUGAAGACGUCACCAAAAUCUCCACCCAGAACCGAAGCUGAACCUCAUGCUCGUUUUGAGUUUCCCUCCGCGGAACCCAGCACUAGUGAAAGCGCCAAGCCAUCUUUGGACGGCCUCGGCCUGCUAUGUGCGUUAGCCGAGCAAAGAUUUAUGGAGGAAGUCGAAAACCCUCCGGCAAACCUCUCAAUGUCUUCCCGUCCGUUUAUAAAGAGCGAACCGUUGUUGAGUCCCACCGAAAGAGACAGAUCAGCGGAGAAAAAGGAAAGACAUAGGCAUAGAGAUGGAGAUUCUUCCAGUGAGAGAAGGAGAAAAAGGAGCCGCGACCGUGCCGAACGGCUACGUCAUAAAAUGGAAAAGAUGCGACGACACAAAAGGGAAAGAGAUCAAGAUGAAGGAAGAAACAAUGGCGGUGAAAUAGAGGCCAGCCUUAGACGAGUGACCGCGUGCUCCUGUGGGUCUAAUAACUGCAGCCACGCUUCGGCCGUGCCUUCCGCCCACGAUCUGGUCAAUGCGAUAGAAAAAGACAUGAGAGAAAGACUGCAAGACCUCCAGCGUCAAUGUGAUGAAAAGAGAGCGCAACUGAAUGCCUUAACCCCUCCCUUACCUGCCUUAUCGACGCCUCCCACGCCUUCCACGCCGGCCCUAUCCCCCGACUCGGAUAGAGGGUCUUCAAAGAAACGAAAAGUAGGCAGACCGCGAAAAGUUUCUAGUCCAGAUUCAACGGAGACAAUCGUUGCUAAAAAGCCGAAAUCCAAAAGCAGUUUGGUCGGGUACUUGCUGGCGAAAGGCAAAUUGAAAGGGGGCAUUCUGUGCACGAGAGGAGAGCCUUCGAGAGACGAGGCCAGGACGAGCAAAGUGCGUCCGAAGCUGAAAGCGGAACCGAUUCUCAAGGUGCACUCGGAGGAGGAAGAAUCAGAAUGGGGCCUUAAUAGAUCUGCGAGUUCUUCCAUGGAGAGUCUGAACGAGGUGCGGCAGAAGAAUCGGGAGAAAGUAGAUCGGUUGGUGCGGAAACAUUCGCGCGACGAUUUGCCGGAGUUGGAGUUCGCUAUGCGUAGGGCGAGUGCUUCCAGUGAUAGUGAUAAGGAGAGGCGUAAAGCUAAAAAGCGGCGAAAGAGUGUUAAGUCGAAGGAGAGACACGAGGGAGAAGUUAGUGAACAGAAUUCGGAGCCAGUGGCGUCGAAAGUUUCGAGGUGUACGCUGACCGAAGACAAGCUUGAUUCGUCUCCAAGAGUCCUGACUGCCAUGGGAGGGCUGUUCUACGCCGGCAAGCUGAGUGCUGUCCAGGCUCCUGACGUAUACGCCAUAACGUUAGACGGCGAAAGGGGCAAUAAGCCUCACAUACUGUCCAGAGAGGAAACACUGCGAGAUGCUAUCGUCGAGGUGACUCCAUCAUCAGUAUCCGAACUGCCCCCGGGUACCAGAGUCUGUGCGUAUUGGUCGCAGCAGUACCGUUGUCUUUACCCGGGAACCACCGCGCCCGCGUCCCCCGCACCGCCUGAAGACAAGUUUGUGGCGGUGGAGUUCGAUGACGGAGACUCGGGCCGGAUAGCGAUUGAGGAUAUACGGUUCUUGGAGCCGGAUUACCCGGUUGUUGAAUACGAAAACCCGUUAUUCACUCUUGGCAAGCGGAGAAGGAACACCAGCGUCACGGAAGACAAGAAAGCAGCAAUUUCUGUCACCAGCGACCCCAAACCAUCUACAUCACAUACUGUCCCUAAGACCGACGACGAAGACCGCCACAAGGACCGCAAAAAACUCAAAAAGCACAGGAAAGACAAAACCAAACGCCACUCCAGCGAAGACGACCCAACAGCCUUGGACUACGUCAAGAAGAAGAAAAAGAAACACAAAUGCUGCGAAGAACAUUGCAAGCACAGGAGACACCACAAGAAACACCACAGAAAACACAGGAAGAGGCACCAUUCGAGUUCUAAAGAACAGUCCAGUUCUUCUGGAGACGAUCACCAUAGACAAAAGUCUUCUGAUUAUGUAGAUUCGAACAAGUCUAACGAAGAUUCCGGCGAUUCUAAUGAUAGGUUAUCCACUCUGAUAGCAGUAGAGAAGUCUCCUGAAGAGAAAAUGAAGACCGUGAUCAAGAAAGCAGUGUUGUCCAAGAAGGCGUUGGUCAAGAACGCAGUGUUGGACUUCAGUAAUCUGGCCAAAGUGGUGUUGACCAAGGAGGAUCAGGUCAAAGACAAUCUCAAGGAUAGCGGCAUAGGACUAGAGGAUGAAUCUCCUUCGACCAGUGAUGGAAUUAAAAAGAAAACCAAACGCCGGACGGUGUCAUCGACGUCAUCCGACGGGGGCGCGGCGGGCGGCGGCGUCAGCAAGAUGGCCGCCUUCCUGCCCGGAGGAGCCCUGUGGCGGUGGCACGGGCCGGCUUACCGCCGCACCGCCAGGCCAAGGCAUAGGAAGCUGUUCUAUAGAGCCAUACAGAGGGGCGAGGAGAUCUUGAACGUGGGCGACGCCGCAGUAUUCCUGUCAACCGGCCGUCCGGAUCGUCCGUACAUCGGGCGGCUGGUGGCUCUCUGGGAAGCACGUGGUGCCAUGGCGGUGCGCGUCAAGUGGUUCUACCACCCUGAGGAGACCGCGCCUUGCACGCGCCCGUUACAUUAUCCUGGCGGUCUCUUCGAGUCUCCCCACACAGACGAAAACGACGUGCAGACGAUAUCGCACAAAUGCGAGGUUCUGCCACUAGCCCAGUACAAGGAGCGCAUGGGCGACGACCCGGUCAAGUAUAGCACUGUGUACGACAACAACGACGUGUAUUACUUAGCGGGGCACUAUGACCCGACGCCGCAGACAUUGAAAAUGGAGCCGGAUAUUCCGUUCGCUAAUCCAACUUCCUAAAGCGUUAUGGCAGCCUGGUACACUGCGAGAUACUAGCGGAAUCCACUUACAUUAAAUAGGGGUUUAAAGUAUGAAAUGGACGAUUUUUUUCUUCAAUAUUCGAUAGCGAUUACCGUAGUUAUUUUUUUUUUAUUUUAAACUUCAUUUCAAGGACUUAUACAUAUUUACGUAUACAAUUUUAUGCUAAUUUCAGAAAUAAAUGUUCUAAAACAGCUCCGUUUCCGUUUUAGAAAUAUUAAUAUUUUUUUAAAGUAUCAUUUUUUUUGUGCAUCCUAUAAAUUAUGAAUGUUGUCUCAAUCUAUCCACAGAACAUAAGACCAAGAUUUGUGGUUACUUAAAAAAUCGCAAAAAUAUUUGUAUGGAAAAAUACGUUUUCGUUAACUUCUCAAUAUGAAACGGCAAUUUCAUACUUUUCAUCAUACACAUGAUGAAAUAUCAAAUAACUGAUGUAAGUGGACCCACAAUGCGCUUAGAUAUAAGUAAUUAUCUUAAGCAUCGUGCUAGCCUGGUACUGUACAGGCACAGUGCAGUGACAAUGUUACAGUGCAAUCAAACAAUCUUGAUCGUUUUAUUUUCCAUUAUUUACAUAAAUAGAAAGUACACAUUUUACCUAUCUCGAUGUUAGAGUGUGCAGUAGAUUCUUUUACGGUCUGUAGAUCCCAUUCACUAUACAGGUCCUAAAGUACAACGUAGAUUUUUGAGGCUCAAUUUAUGACAUUUUCACACUUGCCGUCCUCGAAGGCGUUACGACAUGUUAAAGUUACCCUUGUUAUGUUAUUUUAGUGGUAUCCCGUUUGGACUGUUGAUUACUUCGAGUGUGGGCCGAGUGAGCGCGGGACAUGGCUUGGUCUGGGCGACCGGUUCGGUGAUGAUAUGUGAUUUAUUUUUUAUACGUGUAACGCUGUAAUCUCAGUGUAUAGUAGUUGUAUUUUUCAUGUAUAUUAUUCUAUUAGAUUUUUAUGUAUACGUAGUUUUUCUUCCUAUUAUAAAUGUCUAUUAUCUUAAACGCAAUACUGUUUUGACUAGUCCCUUGUUUUAUUCAAAAUUAACCAGUGAUUUAUCUAAGUCGUGUUUUUGGAUAAUUUUGGAGAAAAUGUUUGACAAACAAUAAUUAAUGCGCAUAGAGAGGAGCUGUUUGUUAUGAUAUAUUGUUUUUUCACUGAUUUUUAUAUUUUUGGUUGAUAAUUUUAUGUUAAAUUGAGUAUACUUUAUAUCGAAAUGGUGCUAGACGCUUGAUACACUCGUUUAUUUUCGCCGUAAGUAAGACUGUAUAUAGAUAAGUUUGUAUGUAGUUGGUAUAUAAGUAUCGCCAGUGACUUGGUAUUUUUUCUGCUUUAUCUGAACGUUGCCAUUUACUAUAUAACUUCUUUUUUAUGUAUAAUUUUCACAGGGUAUGUGAUCGGGCCCUGCUUUUUAUCCUUUUGAUUCAUAUCGAAGUAUUUAAGGGACUGAAAGACAGGGAAGUAGGUAGGUCGACCAAGGGUAGGACUAGGUAGGUUUUGUACGGAGCGGCCGAUGGAGUUUAUAAGAAAAGUGGAAAGAUUCAGCCUUAACGUCGUUUUUAUGCUAAAAUAUUAUUGAAUGCUCUAGCGUUGUAAUUUUUUGAUAAGCUUCAUUAGUUCAGUUACUAAUAAUAAAUACGUGGCCAAAUAUUGUAGGAUCUUGGCAAAUUUAUAUUUUAAGGUCUCCAAAUGUAAUAAACUACAUUGUUUUGCGUGCGUCGUACUUUUUGUUAUAAAUUAACAUGUAAUCUAGUUUUUAAGUUUGUUUAGUAAGUAUUUUAAGGUUUUGUUUUAUUAUGAUUUUACAUAUACACAAAAAGCAUACUUAUAUUAUAUUGGACUCUAAAACCUUAAGACAAAUAUAUUGAAAAAUGAACUAAAAAGUGCGAAUUUGGAAACAAUAUUGAAAAAAGGUAUUUUUAUAUUAUCGUAAAGUAACUUUUUAUUUUAAAUAAAUGUAUGUAUCUGAAGCGGUUAUUAAAUAAGUACAAACUAUAAAGAACGAUAUUGGCUCGGCCCAGCGUAUGUAUACUACUUUUAAUUCAUACAAAAUUACAACAACCGUGCAACUGAUCGAGGCAAGACUUUGGAACAAAAGAACUGUUGUAAUAUUUAUGAAUCCAUAUUAAUGUUAGCUUGUAAUCGAAAGGGAAGCCAUAAAAUAUUAGAGUAAAGAUUAAUAAUAUAUCAGCAUUGAUAAUAUAAAGAUUAUAAAUACGCUUAAAUAAAAUAUUUUUGGCUGA
This is a messenger RNA of Ostrinia nubilalis (European corn borer), 7756 nucleotides long. RefSeq names its product protein winged eye (gene wge). Gene Ontology annotation, molecular function: chromatin binding. NCBI's taxonomy places the organism in Eukaryota, Metazoa, Arthropoda, Insecta, Lepidoptera, Crambidae. Bases 742 to 5511 code for a protein of 1589 amino acids. The record is from RefSeq and is a predicted model, not a curated record. The transcript has 14 exons.